CCCCCCCCCCCGCCCGCCGCAGCAAACCAGUGGCUAUCUCGCUCCUCCUCCUCCAUCCUCCAACGCGCCACAACUGCCGGAGCCGCCAGCGAUGUCGUAGACGACGUCGGCGGAGGAGCGGUGGAGGCGGUGAUGGGAGGGGAGAUGAAGGGAGGCGGAGGAGAGAAGGCGGAGGGAGGAACGGCGGCGGCGGAGGGGGUGGUGAACUGGCAGGAAGCGAGGAACAAGGCGGAGAUACUGUCGCAUCCACUGUACGAGCAGUUGUUGUCGGCACACGUGGCGUGCCUGAGGAUAGCGACGCCGGUGGAUCAGCUGCCGAGGAUCGACGCACAGCUGGCGCAGUCGCAGCACGUUGUCUCCAAGUACUCCACGUUAGGACCUUCUCAGGGACUCGUCGGCGACGAUAAGGAGCUUGACCAGUUCAUGACGCAUUAUGUGCUGUUGCUGUGUUCAUUCAAAGAACAACUGCAACAGCAUGUCCGAGUCCAUGCAAUGGAAGCCGUCAUGGCCUGUUGGGAGAUUGAGCAAUCUCUUCAAAGCUUAACAGGAGUAUCACCUGGGGAAGGGACAGGAGCUACAAUGUCGGAUGAUGAAGAUGAACAAGUAGAGAGUGACGCUAAUAUGUUUGAUGGAAGCUUAGACGGCUUAGGGUUUGGUCCUCUGAUUCCCACCGAGACCGAGAGAUCCUUGAUGGAACGAGUUCGACAAGAGCUCAAACAUGAACUCAAGCAGGGUUACAAAGAAAAGAUAGUAGACAUAAGAGAGGAGAUACUGAGGAAGAGAAGAGCAGGGAAACUACCAGGAGACACAACCUCUGUUCUCAAAGCAUGGUGGCAAUCUCAUUCCAAGUGGCCCUAUCCCACCGAGGAGGACAAGGCGAGGUUGGUGCAGGAGACGGGUUUGCAGCUUAAACAGAUUAACAAUUGGUUCAUCAAUCAGAGAAAGAGGAAUUGGCACAGCAAUCCAUCUUCUUCCACUGUCUUGAAGAACAAACGCAAAAGGUGAAAAUAGCAGCAGCAGAGAGCGUUUCACAUAGAACAAAUGUAUAUGUGUGUGUGUGUGGAGCUGCUCUCAUGGAGGAAAUUGGACCAAAACAUAGGUUGAUAGAAAGAGAAGAUGAGCUUCUUUCUUUCUCACACACAGGUGGAAAUGGAUAGGAGGGGGCUUUAGAGAUUCGAACCAAGACAGAAGUAGAGAAGUUAUAUUAACGCGUGCGCCCUUUUACAUAGCUUUGUUUAAAAAAAGAUUUAGUGAAAAUGCUUUUGUCUGAUAUGAGUUUUGUUUUGUUUUUUUUUUUAAUUAUGAAAUCAUAUUGGGUAUCAUCAACACCUCCUCUUCAUAUAUUGUGAAUAUGAUAUAGUGAGAGUUUUGGAAUGUACAGUUUAUAUUAUUAACCUUUUCCAUA
Molecule: messenger RNA, 1405 nt
Organism: Tarenaya hassleriana
Lineage: Eukaryota; Viridiplantae; Streptophyta; Magnoliopsida; Brassicales; Cleomaceae
Product: homeobox protein knotted-1-like 3
Exons: 6
Coding region: 133-1005 (290 amino acids)
Biological process (GO): regulation of DNA-templated transcription
Cellular component (GO): nucleus
Molecular function (GO): DNA binding
Source: RefSeq, a predicted model, not a curated record